This is a messenger RNA of Alternaria hordeiaustralica, 1344 nucleotides long. RefSeq lists its product as uncharacterized. Bases 1 to 1344 code for a protein of 447 amino acids. The record is from RefSeq and is a predicted model, not a curated record. NCBI's taxonomy places the organism in Eukaryota, Fungi, Ascomycota, Dothideomycetes, Pleosporales, Pleosporaceae. The transcript has a single exon.
AUGCGCCACCCAGAGCCCUGCCCAUCCUCGGAUCCCAUCAACCCGAUCAGUCUUGUUAAGACCCAGAAGCUUGCGCGAGACCGAUAUCGAGCCUUGAGCUGGAGCCAGUUCCGAGUACCUUCUUCUGACAGUUUUAUACGAUUGGAUACCCGCGAUGAUACGCCCGCACACCCCUUGCCGGACGAGAACGAUGGAUUCACUGUCGUGCGCCAGUAUCUAUACGAUGUGCUCACCCACACAGGAUGGGGUAUAGGUUAUGAGUGCCCUGCAGCGAUAAGAGCAACGGUGGAAGGCUGGUAUGGGCACGGAGGGUAUUUCAAGGCGCAAUUGGCAGAGAGAAAUGGAUUGUUGGAUCUUUGUCCCAUGAAAGGAAAAGAUGGUGAAGGUGACGAAGUAUACUUCGAGGACCAACUGAGAGACAAAAUCAGGCAAUGUGUCAGAUACGAGAGCAACAUGCUAUUGUAUCGUGAGGAUGAGCUGGACGACGCGAUGUCUGAAGCAGAUACAUGCGUGGGCGAUAAUACUCCUGAUAUCAGUGUACAGGAACGGGGUUACCAGGAUCUCGAUGGAAGCGAAAGCAUAUACUCGGUAUUCCGACCGUCGAUCGAUCUCAACGAGGAUGCAAUGGCCAUUGCUCCCCAUGAAAACCAGGACGACGACCUCGACCCUUCAGCACCUCAUCUACACCGCAGCGACAGCGCAAGGUUUUUGGAAACAGUCGGAUCAAAGACACGGACCAGCAAAGACUUCGUAUCAUCCGACCCCGAGCCCAGAGUAAACGCGCCUUCCGAGAUCACGCAUGAACUCACAUUCCAGGUUCCUUCGCCAAAAGUAGAGCAAUCAAAGAAGAGGAAAGAACGAUCGCAUGAAAGUUCAAGAGCCCUGUAUGAGCUGGUUGCAGAACGCAAGUCAUCCAUUAGCCGUGCAGUGUGCAGUCAUUCGAACGCAACAAGGCCAGACUCGAAGUCUCAAGACCCACCGAAAAUAGAGCUACCUACCGCAUACAAGCACGCACGAUGUGGCGCCGUCGUACCCACCGAGAAGUCCAUACCUGUCGCACGGCACAGAAAUCACAGGAAAAGUGCGAAAGUCACCGAACGCCGGUUACGGAUGACCCACGACACAGCUUGCUCCGUUAGCUCCACACGCUACGAGACACUGCCAGAAAGUCAACCACCCGCGAUAAAGGGUCAGCAUCUCCUUGUCGAAGCUACCUCUGUAGCGAAGAGAGCGAUUGCCCUGAAUUUCUGUGUUGAUGAGGCGAAGCACUUGAACCAUCACGAGCGGAAUAAAGUGAGUCUCAUGUCUAGGAUGUUUGCGAAAGUGGGUGGGAAGAAAGCGUGA